AUGGUGGUCAAAUCAACUCUCUCCCCAGGCCACGGCCAUGACCCCCAAAAUGUUUCCCUUCAUGACAGCGCCGUCUGCUGUGACGGUGGGGCAGGACCCAAUGAAUUGGUCGAUUUUCCUGUGGGAGUGGGCACUGCACCAAUAACUGCGGCUGCCGCAGCAGCAGCUCAUGCCGGUUCCAUGGGCAGCCGAGAGAGUUUGUUGCUGGCCAAUGAGGCAGUGGCCGCUGCCCAUCAUCCCAGUGCUGGACAAGGUGGGUCUGGGGGUGUGGCUGCUGGUCCCGGUCAUCAUUCUGGCAUGCUUGUACAUCCAUCUAUGCAUCCGGCCAUGCAUCCUUCGAUACAUCAUCAUCGUCAUCAUGGAGGUUCACAUGCUCCGCCUCAGUAUGCCAAUCAGAAGACUCGCAUGCGAACCAGUUUCGAUCCGGAAAUGGAGUUGCCCAAAUUGCAGAAGUGGUUCCAAGAGAAUCCCCAUUCUUCACGCCAGCAGAUUCAGAAUUAUGUGGUGCAAUUGAAUGCCUUGGAGUCGCGUCGAGGUCGCAAGCCUUUGGAUGUCAAUAAUGUGGUCUACUGGUUUAAGAAUGCUCGCGCAGCCCAGAAACGGGCCGAGAUGAGGGGCAAUGUGACCACCACAAUGAGUGCCAUGGGACACGCGGCCAUGAAUGGUUAUCUGAGUCAGCAUCAUGGAGCCCAAUUGGGGCAGAACUCCAGCUCGAGUGCUGGUAGCCAGCCCAGCAUGAUCAUGGGCAAUCUGUCGGGCAUGUCGCAUGAUUAUCUCAAGAGUCCCAUGAGCUUGAAAUCAGAAGAUAUUGAUACCAUGUUCCAGCAUUCCGAUGAUAUGGAUGAGGAGGUGCCUGUGAGUCGGUUAAAUACUUUACAAUUGCCGCUCUCCCUGACCACCCACGAGAGGAAUCGGAAUUUCCCGCUCAUGGAUGGCGAUGAGAAGCACGAUGACGAUGAGGCCACAGCACCCAUCGAUGUGAAUGGCAAUGUGCAUGAGGACGAACGCCAACAGCAACAGCAGCAGGAGAAAUCCAAUGAUGAGCACAAGGAUGACAUUUCCAAGGAGCAUACGGAAGGUGGACAUAACGAGCAGGAUCAUGAGCAAUUACCCGAUGAUUCGGCUCUCAAUCACAACAAUAAUGAGAAUGAGUUGACCACCCCGAAAAACCACCCCCGUAUGCAACCGAAUGCUCUUACCGGGGCCGGGCUCAAUGGCUCGAGCAUCUCGAAUGAGGAGCGACGCAAAAGGAAUCGCACUUUUAUUGAUCCGGUCACCGAAGCGCCCAAAUUGGAGCAAUGGUUUGCCAUGAACACGCAUCCGUCGCACAAUUUGAUACUCAAAUACACCGAGGACUUGAACACCAUGCCCUACAGUUAA
Drosophila willistoni is the source of this 1380-nucleotide messenger RNA. RefSeq lists its product as uncharacterized. NCBI's taxonomy places the organism in Eukaryota, Metazoa, Arthropoda, Insecta, Diptera, Drosophilidae. Gene Ontology annotation, biological process: chromatin remodeling; regulation of transcription by RNA polymerase II. Gene Ontology annotation, molecular function: RNA polymerase II cis-regulatory region sequence-specific DNA binding; DNA-binding transcription factor activity, RNA polymerase II-specific. The transcript has a single exon. Bases 1 to 1380 code for a protein of 459 amino acids. The record is from RefSeq and is a predicted model, not a curated record.